This is a messenger RNA of Leopardus geoffroyi (Geoffroy's cat), 3207 nucleotides long. RefSeq names its product prostate and testis expressed protein 13-like. The transcript is spliced from 4 exons. The coding region runs from base 1412 to 1831 and encodes 139 amino acids. The record is from RefSeq and is a predicted model, not a curated record. Lineage: Eukaryota; Metazoa; Chordata; Mammalia; Carnivora; Felidae.
ACGUAGCAGGUAGGUAGCACCCUUGGGCCUCCAUCCCAGAUGUACAGGGAGUACCCUCCUGGCGAAGAUUACGUGAGGGAUCGUACUUGGGAAUAGCAUGUGUCUGGCUCUGGGAAUAAGUCCACUCAGAUAAGUGGGCCCCACACUCACUCUGUCCCCAAGACAGGGGAAUCUGCCGUUGCCAUCGCCUGUCUUCUCUGUGGUGGUCACCAACCACAGGUCAUCCCGCAACUUGGUACUAGGGGCUUUUCACCGUUCCCUCGUGUCUCAGGUUAACCACACCAACGAUGCAUUCACUUUUUCAUCAGAUAGUCUUGCCUAUCUGAUAAUUGCAAGGCAUCCCAGUGCUGAGGAGAAAGCAGCAAACACAACACAGGGAAAUCUUGCAUUCAGGGCGCUUUCGUUCUUGAGAGGGGAAAGAGGCAAGGAAACAUAAAUGAGGAAAGUCUUAGAAUGACAAAGCGGCUUGAGCAUUCCAGAGAAAACGGGAAAGGGACGUGGCAAGCGUGGUAAGGGAGUUUUGCACGUAUGUACAAAUAUUUCCUCUUUACAUGUGUGUAUAUUGGAAAGCCUCGGUGAUAAAGUGACACUUAGUAGAUGAAGGAGGGAGGCACAAGUGUGUGGCACCAUCUGGAGGAAGUGAGGCAAAGGCAGGGGACUGAUGGGAAAGCUCAUUUCCAGCCCACCCUGCUCCCUUCCCCCCUUUGUCCCCUUUCUAGUGACUGAUCCAAAUAUGUCUUCCUCUCUCCCCAUAAUCCCCAGUGUACGUCUCCCCACUGGAAUCAUUUCCGGUCUUUGUCUCCUUUGAACAAAUUAGUGAAUAAAGCUGAAGGGAAACUGAUCAUCUUCACCUCUGCAUCCCCCUUUCUUGUGCUGCCCCAUCCAUCUCUCAGAGGGGUGUUAAUGCUGGGCGGUCAGACCACAUCUGGAGUAUCCUGAUGGCAGUGACGACUCACUUUGGGAGGGAUGGAGUAUCGCUGGAGGUCAUGCUGAGGCCAGUGUCUGGAUGGUUCUGGUACCUGAAAGGGACUGAGCCACUCCCUCGCAAGGCUCAGGGCCCCCAGAUUUGCUACAUGUGAAAGGCUGUCCUGGAACGUGGGCUUAGACAUGCUCCGUGUAGGCCAACGCAUAGAACGACAAGCGAAGUGAAGAGGUACUAGGGAGAGAGAUUCUACACCAACGUUAAUCAGUUCCUUAUACUAGAUCUACUAAAGUGAAGUGAGCUGUCUGGGUGGGCUGAGUUCCAAGUAUCUGGAGAAAUGCAAAUGCAGACAGGAUGUACCGUCUCCUGGGAACGUUGUAGAGAGGAUUCAGGUGGCUUGAUCUGAAAUCAUGUGAUCUAGUGGGAUGCCUGAGGGCAGGUGAUGGGAAUAAAUAAAACUGGGACAUCUCACGUGGGACCAUCUUAGGAAUGGACCCCGGGAUGUUCCAGUUACUUCUGCUGGGCAUAUUCACAGUGCUCUUCAUGGAUGAAGGAGACAGAGUCCUGAUAUCAAAAGGGAUUCGGUUUUGCUAUCACUGUGACUUCUUUGAUGGAUUCAAAUGCCUCACUCACUUGAAAAAGUGCUGGAAGUUCAAUCUAAUGAUAUAUAACAGGAGUUGUACCAUAGAUCACUAUUACUAUAAUGAUAAAAUUACAGGGAGAUAUCUGUACCGAUAUACAAAACUGUCUUGUAAUCCUUGUGAAGAGGGAAUGUUCCAAAUAUACCAUGACUUACUGAGAGAAACAUUUUGCUGCAAUCAUGUUGACUUGUGUAAUAAUGGCAACAUAAAUAUGGAUACUACAGUGAAAUUUGGAAAAGAGAUAGAUUUGAUGGCUGAAAAGUCAUGAGGUAAAUCAAGAUAAACAUGUGCUUAAGAUUUUUAAACUAUAUGGGAAUACACAUCUUCUUAAAUAAUACUCUCCCCCUGAACUAGAAAAAGAGAUAAUAUAGGGGCUGGCUUAGUCAGAAGAACAUGGGGCUCUGGAUUUUGGGUUAUGAGUUCAAACCCACAUUGUGUGUAGAGAUUACAUAAAUAAAUAAACAAACAAACAAACAAAAAAGAGAGAGAAAAAAAGAGAUAGUAUAAAUGGAAACAGACCAUAAAGUAGAAAAGAUACACACAAACACACGUACCAUAAAACAACAUGACUGCACUGACUAAACAUAUCAGCCAAAUUAAUUUAAAAAAAGAUUUUAGUUUGGUAAACAGAGCAAAAUCCAACUCUAUGAUGUUUCAGAAAUAUGGCCAAAUAGUCAGCAUUGGUGGUAUAGUGGUGAGCAUAGCUGCCUUCCAGAAAUAUGGCCAAAUCAAAGCAAUUAAAAAUGUGCAAAUAUAAACGCAUGGGAAAAUAUAUAUGAAAAAUUAAUAUGGAUCAUGAGCCUAUAUUUUAUGCUCCAGAUCAUCAAAAGAGAGAAUAUAUACUUCAUGUUAUUAAAGCCACUAAUCUACAAUAAAGAUAUAAAUUAUUAAAAUUGAGGCAGCCAAUACCACAGCCAUGACUUUUGGUAACAACUCUUCUAUAGAAAUUAUAGAAGAUAUGAUGAGAAAAAGAAAUGCAUGCUAAUCACCAGAUCAUGUGGGUAAAUAAUUAGCAAGGAGAUUAAACACAUAUACAAUACCAUUAUUAAGGUGGAUCUUAUAAACCUACAUCUAAUCCUGAACUCAGAUAAUAGAGUGCCCAUGGAACAUUCACAAAGAUUGGUCACAUAUAUUAGCCCUUUGGAGGAUAGAGUUGAUUUACAUCUGAACUGUAAAAGGCUAUAUUUUUCUCAGUAGAUGCUUGGACUUUUGGCCAGGAUAAAAAAUACAUUUAUGAUGUUCUCUUUAAAGUCUGAAACUCCCCCGGUGACUCCCAGUGUCAUUUUAUUUGCUGAUAUAAAUAAACUGUUUCCCAACAUGGCUUGAUCACAUGGUCAGAGAGGCAUUAUAACCACACCCCACCCUACCAACCACAUGCACCCUCAUUAAGAACUUCUGUUUAAAGUACUCCUGAAGCUGAGAUCCCUCACAUAAAUUGUGAUUGUUCAAUCCAGUGACAGAGGGCAAUCUGUAUGUAUGUAAAUGAUGAGUCCUGGGAGCUUGCACAUGGAAUGUCUCCCAGAUUUCCCUAAAGUUUGUCUGCCCUCUCUUUUUUUUGCUGCACUGUAUCCUUUGUCUUUAAAUAAAGUCUGUAUUCAGUAUGCUCUCUAAGUAUGUUCUUAGAGAAUAUGUAUGUUCUAUGAA